Messenger RNA from Lineus longissimus, 1524 nucleotides. RefSeq names its product solute carrier family 25 member 32-like. Gene Ontology annotation, cellular component: mitochondrion. Gene Ontology annotation, molecular function: FAD transmembrane transporter activity; folic acid transmembrane transporter activity. The transcript has 6 exons. The coding region runs from base 104 to 1081 and encodes 325 amino acids. The record is from RefSeq and is a predicted model, not a curated record. NCBI's taxonomy places the organism in Eukaryota, Metazoa, Nemertea, Pilidiophora, Heteronemertea, Lineidae. Gene Ontology annotation, biological process: folate import into mitochondrion; nucleotide transport.
GCCCAUUACAAAACAAACCGGCUUUGACUAGAUCCAAUUUAUCUCCCAAAUCACCCUUUAUCUGACACAAUUUUGGCUCAAAUGCUAAGCCACAAGUUAGGCCAUGGCUCCAAGUGCAGUUCUAGCUGGACCUACUCAAAAUAAGCCUGUGAAUUCCUCCAUUUUUCACCACGUCAGAUGGGAACACCUCGCUGCUGGAGUGAGUGGAGGGGUCAUCUCAACACUCAUCUUGCAUCCACUCGAUCUCAUCAAAAUCAGAUUUCAAGUGAAUGAAGGACCCAGCCAUGCAGUCACCAAGCGACCACAGUAUCGAGGUUUCAUCCAUGCAACAAAGAGUAUCUACCAUGAAGGUGGUAUCCGCGGAUUAUACCAGGGGGCGACACCGAAUAUCUGGGGGGCUGGUGCAUCAUGGGGACUAUAUUUCCUCUUCUACAAUUCAAUCAAAAAUUGGAUGCAGGAUGGUGACAAGGAAGUCAACCUCGGUCCAGGGAAACACAUGUUAGCAGCCGCCCAGUCGGGGGUCAUGACGUUAGCUGUGACUAACCCGAUCUGGGUGACCAAGACAAGGUUGUGUCUACAAUACGAAUAUGCGCCGUCCAUGAAGGGACAAGCAUCCCGUGGCGAGAUGAAUCGCUACAAUGGCAUGUUUGAUUGUUUGUUCAAGAUUUAUAAAGUGGAAGGAAUGAGGGGCUUAUACAAGGGGUUUGUUCCAGGCAUAUUUGGAGUUUCACAUGGUGCUUUACAGUUCAUGGCUUAUGAGGAGCUGAAGACAAUAUACAGUGACUACCGUGGCACGUCAAGAACUAAAAAACUGAGUUCAUUAGAGUACAUCACGUUUGCCGCUUUGUCAAAGAUUUUUGCUGUGAUAACGACGUACCCAUACCAAGUGGUUCGCUCAAGGCUACAAGAUCAACAUCGGAGUUAUACUGGUAUUGUGGACGUCAUCCGACAAACAUGGAAGUUCGAACAUGUGAAGGGAUUCUACAAAGGACUCUUUCCAAAUCUUCUACGGGUGACACCAGCGUGCUGCAUCACUUUUGUCGUUUAUGAAAAAUUCACAGCAUUCUUCUCCAAAAGUUGAUACGAGACUUAACUGUAAUGGCCUGUUACUCAAUGGAAUUAGUAGCUCUUUAGUACAUGUACUUACUGAUGUAUUUACAUGACAAUGAUACGUCUCUCAGUGUGACAUCUGUUGGGUAAUUCUCCCUGCUGGUCUUAGGACAACAAGUUUUAGCCUGUAGCAUAGAGAAUUCUAGGAAGCAUCUUUUAGGAUCGAUAAAAAGUCAAGUUGUACAGAACAACAAUGUUUUCCUGUCUACCUACUGUAGGCUUGGCUAUAAGAAGCAUCUGCAGUGCCACUACCUUGACCAGAAUGUCAGUCUGGAUGCAGCCUGUGUCAGCAUCACCCUCUGAAUGGGGGGUUACCUGGAGAUGCCAUGUCAUCAUUGUUAAUGAAUUACUCCAAGUGUAUUGAUUUUAUCCAUUAAUUGUUGCAUUUGAUUGUAGAUAAUUAUUUAAUGAAGG